GCCCGGCCCACGUGACCGCCCCUCCUCCCGCCUCCCAGUCGCGCGCACGGGCCGGCGUCUCGGCUCCCGCGCGCGCUCGGCGGGUCCCCGCGCCCGGGAGCAGAGGCGGCGGAGGGAGCGGGCCGGCCGGGCGGCGGGGGAGCGGGGGGAGCGGGCGCGAGCGGCGGGCUGCCGGGGCCGCCCGUGCACGGCGGCGGUGGCCUGAGCCGCGCGGUUCCGCAUCCGCCGAGGGUGAUGAGGCUGCCCUGCCUCGCUGCUCCGCUUGCCGCCAGCUGACAGUGCCGGCACCCAGCCCGCCCCGGAGCGCAGACGCCGCGGGGCCGUGACCUUGGCCGAGGAGCGCGCACACCAGUAAUUCCAGUAUCUGAGAGCAGAGCAAGUGUGGGGUGACAUGGCCCAGGGGAAUAAUUACGGGCAGACCAGCAACGGGGUGGCGGACGAAUCCCCCAACAUGUUGGUGUACAGAAAGAUGGAAGACGUCAUAGCACGCAUGCAAGAUGAAAAAAAUGGAAUUCCCAUCCGUACCGUCAAAAGCUUUCUUUCCAAGAUACCUAGCGUCUUCUCUGGGUCAGACAUUGUUCAGUGGUUAAUAAAGAACUUAACUAUAGAAGAUCCAGUGGAGGCGCUGCAUUUGGGAACAUUAAUGGCUGCCCAUGGCUAUUUCUUUCCAAUCUCGGAUCACGUCCUCACGCUCAAAGAUGACGGCACCUUUUAUCGGUUUCAGACACCCUAUUUUUGGCCAUCAAAUUGCUGGGAGCCGGAAAACACGGACUAUGCGGUUUACCUCUGCAAGAGAACAAUGCAAAAUAAGGCAAGGCUGGAAUUGGCUGACUAUGAAGCUGAGAGCCUGGCCAGGCUUCAGAGAGCCUUUGCUCGGAAGUGGGAGUUCAUUUUUAUGCAAGCAGAAGCACAAGCAAAAGUGGACAAGAAGCGAGACAAGAUUGAAAGGAAGAUCCUUGAUAGCCAGGAGCGAGCGUUCUGGGACGUCCACAGACCUGUGCCCGGAUGUGUAAAUACCACUGAAGUGGACAUCAAGAAGUCAUCCAGAAUGAGAAACCCACACAAAACACGGAAGUCUGUCUAUGGUUUACAAAAUGACAUCAGAAGUCACAGCCCCACCCACACCCCCACCCCAGAAACGAAACCUCCAACGGAAGACGAGCUACAGCAACAGAUUAAAUAUUGGCAAAUACAGUUAGAUAGACAUCGGUUAAAAAUGUCAAAAGUUGCUGAUAGUCUGUUAACUUACACGGAACAGUACUUAGAAUAUGACCCAUUUCUUGUGCCACCUGACCCUUCGAACCCGUGGCUGUCUGAUGAUACGACUUUCUGGGAACUCGAAGCAAGCAAAGAACCGAGCCAGCAGAGGGUAAAGCGAUGGGGUUUCGGCAUGGACGAAGCAUUGAAAGACCCCGUCGGGAGAGAACAGUUCCUGAAAUUUCUCGAGUCGGAAUUCAGUUCAGAAAAUUUAAGAUUCUGGCUAGCCGUGGAGGACCUGAAGAAAAGGCCUAUUCGAGAAGUCCCUUCCCGAGUGCAGGAAAUAUGGCAAGAAUUUCUAGCUCCCGGAGCCCCCAGCGCCAUUAACUUGGAUUCUAAGAGCUACGACAAAACCACCCAGAAUGUGAAGGAGCCUGGGCGGUACACGUUCGAGGACGCUCAGGAGCACAUUUACAAACUGAUGAAAAGUGAUUCAUAUCCACGUUUUAUAAGAUCCAGUGCCUACCAAGAGCUUCUACAGGCAAAGAAAAAGGGGAAAUCUCUCACAUCAAAGAGGUUAACAAGCCUCGUUCAGUCUUACUAAAAGGAUAUCACCGUGUAGCAUGGAAACGACUGGAGUCCCUGCAGAGACUUUGUAGCUCUUUGUUAGUACCUGGAGCAGAGGACGUUAGACCAAGAAGGUGCAUGAGCAAAGGACCUGAAUUGUUCUCUCUUUGUGUACAUUAAGGCGUUGCCAUUUCAAGUGACUCUGCCAUCUCAAUGCCUCCAUUUCAAAACGUUGUCUGCUUACUUUCUCCUUGUACUACGCUGGAUCUGUGUCUUUUCCUUUUUAACAAGUUCAAGUGAAGUAAACCUUUUUUUCCCCCUUUCUCUUUCUCUUAAAGCUUCUGCUAGACACACGGUUCACUGAAAAUUCACUCAAACACUGGAAGAAUUGUAAAAGAAAAAACAUAUAUCAAUAAGUAUACAUAUGGCUUCACAUUUAUUAAACAAUAAAUUAGCAAAGAAAGUUUCAUUUCACCAAGUGUUCACAGUCAGAAACAAGCUCCUGUCUUUGUCUGUUGUCUGUACAUUCUCGGUUAAUGUUUCUUGCAUUUAUUUUUAUACCAUAUUUAAAUAAGAAACACCUUUUACUCCAAAUGUAUUAAAGUUGAUCCCUUCUCUGUAAAUUUGUGUAUGUUUAUAUUGUUGUUUUAUCUUUCAUUAAAAGAUGCAGAAUCUC
Molecule: messenger RNA, 2440 nt
Organism: Mustela erminea (ermine)
Lineage: Eukaryota; Metazoa; Chordata; Mammalia; Carnivora; Mustelidae
Gene: RGS7
Product: regulator of G protein signaling 7
Exons: 17
Coding region: 392-1801 (469 amino acids)
Biological process (GO): regulation of G protein-coupled receptor signaling pathway; intracellular signal transduction; G protein-coupled receptor signaling pathway
Source: RefSeq, a predicted model, not a curated record